Molecule: messenger RNA, 1371 nt
Organism: Salvia miltiorrhiza (redroot sage)
Lineage: Eukaryota; Viridiplantae; Streptophyta; Magnoliopsida; Lamiales; Lamiaceae
Exons: 1
Coding region: 1-1371 (456 amino acids)
Source: RefSeq, a predicted model, not a curated record
AUGGUCCCCCGCCAUCAAAAUUGUCGACAGCCUCGGAAGUUGAACAUCUGGUUGCUCACUAGUCCGUCUGUUCAGACAACAAUCUUGCUCUCUUCGGCUCAGGUCAUUAUUGCUGAUUGUGUUUGGCAAACUUACUGCUUUAGAGUCGCGGUUGUGCAUGGUGCGAAUGAUCACGUUGCUAGGCGUGCCUUGUGGACUGAUCUUCUUUCUUUUGUUGAUGGGAACACGGUUUUUAUUGGCGACUUCAACGCCGUCAAGAGUGCUCAUGAACGCCGUAGCUUGGUGGCGCCUUUGAGAAGCUCGUGCAGUGAGUUUUGCGACUUCAUCGAGGCUUCGGAUAUGGUAGAGUCGCCUUCCUCUGGCAUCCGUUUUACGUGGUCUGGUCGGAGAUUACUUCCUCGGCACGUGGAGUCUCGUUUGGACAGGGCGUUCUUCACUAUUAGCUUUGCUAAUUUGUGGGCUUCGAUUAACACCCAUGCGCUUCCAAGGCUUACUUCUGAUCACUCUCCCUUGAUUUUCCAAUGCAGCGAUGAUAUGGGUAAAGGGAGACGUUUCAAGUUCUUAAAUAUGUGGACUUCGCACCCCAACUUUCUUGAGAGAGUGGCGUCUUCUUGGGAUGCGGCGACUGAUGUCCGUUGUCCUAUCUUUAAAAUCAUGUUCAAACUCUGUCGUCUGAGAAAUGAUCUCAGGGCGUGGAAUAAAGAGGUGUUUGGGCAGGUUGAUAUGCAGAUCAAUUCAGAGCAAAUCUCGUUGCUCGAUGUUCAGAACAUGAUUUCUGACCAGGGCUACACAGACAUUCUUUUUGAGGAGGAGGUCAGUCAUCAAGCUCGGUUGUCUUCUUUGCUUGCCAGGAAAAACAGUCUUUUGCAACAAAAAAGUCAUGCGCACUGGCUUACGGAUGGUGACCGUAACACUUCUUUCUUCCAUCGGGCUAUUCGCUUCCGAAAGCAAAAUCACAGGAUUGAGCACUUGAAGAUUGGCGAUGUUGUCUCGUAUGAUCGGGGGAAUAUUCAGCAGCAUAUUCUUGACUUCUUUUCCUCUCUUUUUAAAGAAGAAAGCCCCAGUAACGUGAAUUGGGAUCUGCUGAAAGGUAUUAUUGAUCAUUUUGUGUCUGAGGAUCAGAAUGGGAAGCUCACGCGUAUUCCUGAUGAUGAGGAGAUUAUGGCUGCGGUUUUUAGCUUGGAUGCGAACAGCUCGCCGGGUCCGGACGGGUUUUCUGGGAAGUUUUUUCACAACUGCUGGAGCAUUAUACGUUUGGAUAUUCUUUCUGCGGUGCGUGCUUUCUUCCUCAAUUCUUAUUUGCCUGCAGGUUGCAACGCUAGCAUCUUAAUUUUGAUCCCAAAAAAAAGAUGUGGUGGAGACGGUGGCUGA